Hydractinia symbiolongicarpus is the source of this 2028-nucleotide messenger RNA. RefSeq lists its product as uncharacterized. Lineage: Eukaryota; Metazoa; Cnidaria; Hydrozoa; Anthoathecata; Hydractiniidae. Gene Ontology annotation, molecular function: transmembrane transporter activity. The transcript has 2 exons. The record is from RefSeq and is a predicted model, not a curated record. The coding region runs from base 111 to 1541 and encodes 476 amino acids. Gene Ontology annotation, biological process: transmembrane transport.
CUGUUGCAAAGAAGCCAGAUUGGAAUAAGUUUGACAUUUAAUUGAUAUAGAAUAGCACAGAAGCUUUGAUCAAUUGUUGUGGCUGUUGCAAAGAAUCCAGAUUGGAAUAGAUGGAUGAAAUCCAAUUCGACAGAAAAAGGUGGGAACGAAAAAGAAAAUUAACAACAAUAGCGUUUGCAUUAGAAUGCUUGUUUCUUGGUAUGGAAUACAGUGUAACAUUUUUGACAUUGUGGUUGUACCUUAGAGAGCUCGUCCAAACUUCAAGUCCAAAAUUAUUUUAUAGUUUUAUUUCAGCAGCAUAUCUUGUUGCAGGAGUGGUAUCCUCCAUUUUUAUUGGAAGACUCGUUGAUCGUUACAGAAAUGUUCGUCAAACAAUAUUUAUUUGCAACUUUAUGGUGAUCAUUGGAAAUAUCUUGUAUGCUCUUCCAUUUUCAGCAUGGUUUUUACUUUUUGGCAGACUAAUAUCUGGAAUUGGUGGGCCACUAAGAUCAGUAAUUUCAGGUGAAUUAGCGAGGUGUUAUCCUUCAGAUAAAUUAUCAUCUAAGCUUUCAAUUAUGGGGAUGAUGUUUGCUUCUGGCUUCUUGGUAGGGCCAGGCUUCAAUUUCGCCUUUAAAUCUGUAAACGUCGGGAUAGGAAAAUGGAAGAUAGAGUAUGUAAACGCACCUGGUUUGUACAUGGCUGUUCUAUUUAUCCUCUUGCAAAUAAUCUGUACGUUUCUAGUAUUUGAUUUGUCCAAAGAAUAUGACCUGAAAGAAAACGAAAAAGAACAUGCUGAAGCAAACAAAAAAAGUGAUCACAAUGUCCACUAUGGAAGUUUGUCAACAAAUGAAACAACAAAGGUGCACGAAUUUUCAAUUACCUAUAACACAAAAACGGAGAAUAAUCCACUGAUAAAGGAAGUCAAUGACAAAAAGCAAACAAUGUUUUUAGUAACCAAAGAGUUGUUUAAGUGCAUAGAUACUUUGUUACUGUUGUGCGGCUCCUUUUUCUCCACAUUCUGCAUUGUUGUGUCCGACAUGUGGCUUCCGAUGCUUGUAGUUGAUGUCAUGAAUUGGUCCAUUACUGAACUAAACAUUAUUGUUCUUUGUGGUGCUAUAACAUGUUUUAUCUCAAUGUUUUAUUUUUCAUGGAGGACUCCUUCAGAUGGUGUACUAUUUAUAUUAGCGGUUUUGUCGACCAUAUUUCUGACAGUGUUAAUAGGAGUGUUAACAUUUUUAUAUUUUUACCACAGCCGACUUUCAAUAAACAUUUUUAUGUGGGUUGUUUAUGAUAUCGGUUUUGGAAUUUUAAUCAUCCUGGAAGAGAUAUUUUUUAUCGGAUGUUUAGCUAAGAUGGUUUCGUCUAGAAUACAAACAUAUGCAGAAAGUGUCCGACUAUCAAUGUCAAGACUUGGCGCGUUAACUGGACUGUUAACUUCUGCGACAUUGUUUGAGUGGAUGAAAGUAGUUGGUCCCAUUUACAUGGCGAUGUCUUUAUUGUUAGCAUGCUUGAUAAUAUUACGAAGAAAGAGGUUACAAAGACCUACCUUGUUAAUAGAAUAGGAUGUUUAUCUGCUUUAAUCAACUUGUAAUAUAGCUGGAUGACAAGUGACAUUUUUUAUAAAUGAUUUUCAUUGUCAACACAAAGAAUGAAUUUUGAAUUGUAUUGCUUUUUUUAUACCAUGCGCCUUCUGCUUUUAUUUUGGCUUUAAUGGUAUAUUAAUACGCCAAUUCCGUCUCUGUGUGUGCCUGUGACAGGGAAAGGCGAAUAUAUUUUCCACAACUGCCUCUUUUCCCUAAAAUCUAUAUUCUGUAUUCCAUAACACUUUUUUUUUGCAUUUUUAAUUAACUAGAAGAAAGUGAUAAAAAGAAAGCAAUUUGAUUAGCUGGUAAUUGUAUUUAUGUCAAUUUAAGUUUAUAGAUGCGUUAGGUUUAUAUUUUAAAUAUUAUUACUUAUUGUAAUGCCUUUUUGAGAGUAUAUGCUGCGUAAAGGUAGCAAGAACAUUUUUCUUUUUAUUUCACGAAUAAAAUUCAUCUAAUUAUUAACAAA